Heterotrigona itama is the source of this 496-nucleotide messenger RNA. NCBI's taxonomy places the organism in Eukaryota, Metazoa, Arthropoda, Insecta, Hymenoptera, Apidae. The record is from the annotation of a GenBank genome assembly.
CCAAAGAGUACGAAAAUCACUAUCCAGAACUGCUAUCAUAAGGACAGGUUACAAUACGUUACAUAAACAGAUAAAAUGUCAUUCCAUCAAUUUAGUAAAUUUACCGGCCGUUUAAGACAGGCGACACAAUUACAAGCUCUUUAUCCAUUGUCUCCAAGACCAUUAGAAAAAAUAGAAGCACCAAAACUGAUUUUUGAUACUAUUAAAACUAAGGUAGCAUCAACGUCAUUGUCUAAACAGCAUUAUUCUACGAUACCUCCAAAAAUGAAGAAAUUACAACAGGAGUGGCAGGCAAGUGAUGCACCAACCUAUCUUCUUAGAGGUAAAUCUGAUCAACUCAUUUAUUAUUUUUGCGUUGCAACCUGUGUUGCUGGAACUGUUGUGAAUAUGUAUUAUACAUAUGAGCUUCUACAGAAAUUCAAAUAAAAAACUAAUGCAUAUUGUGUAGAUAUAUUUAGAAAUAUUUAUUAUAAAAUAUACAUUAGAAUUUCAUGAA